AUGUUGAUUGGCAACAUCUAUGUGAUCGCGGGCGUCGCCGUUGUCGGUGGCGCCCUUUUUGGGUUCGAUAUCUCGUCCAUGUCAGCCCAGCUGAAUGAGAACUCUUACAAGUGCUACUUCAACCAGGGACCCAGUGGUCCUCCGUUCACCGAUGACGAGGACUGCUCCGGCCCCAAGUCCCUCACCCAGGGAGGCAUCACGGCCGCCAUGGCUGCGGGCUCCUGGUUGGGUGCGCUCAUCUCCGGUUCCCUGUCUGAUCGCAUUGGUCGCAAGACAUCAAUCAUGGUCGGCUGUGUCAUCUGGAUGGUAGGAUCAAUCCUGAUAUGCGCCUCGCAGAACAUCGGCAUGCUCAUCGUGGGUCGCAUCAUCAACGGUCUAGCGGUCGGUAUCGAAUCUGCCCAAGUUCCCGUCUAUAUCAGUGAGCUGGCCCCGCCAUCGAAGCGUGGCCGUCUGGUCGGUGUCCAGCAGUGGGCCAUCACUUGGGGCAUUCUCAUCAUGUUCUACAUCUCGUACGGCUGCUCCUUCAUCGGCGAGCAGAAGGCCUCGGGCUACAAUACCGCCUCUUGGCGUAUUCCAUGGGGUUUACAGAUGAUCCCUGCCGUCUUUCUCUUCGGCGCCAUGUUGCUACUGCCUGAGUCGCCCCGAUGGUUGGCACGGAAGGACCGCUGGGAAGAUUGUCACUGGGUGUUAGCCCUGGUCCAUGCAAAAGGGGACAUGAACCACCCCUUCGUUGGGCUGGAAUUGGACGAUAUCCACAACAUGUGCGAGCUGGAACGCCGCUUCAAGAACGUGACCUACUUGGACCUUUUCACUCCCACAAUGAUCAACCGUACCCUGAUCGGUCUCUUCACUCAAGUCUGGUCCCAGUUGACGGGCAUGAAUGUCAUGAUGUAUUAUAUCACAUAUGUGUUCUCCAUGGCUGGCUACUCGGGGGAUGCAAACUUGCUGGCAUCGUCGAUCCAAUACAUCAUCAAUGUCUUGAUGACACUGCCAGCGCUGGUAUGGAUUGACCGAUGGGGACGACGGCCGACCAUGCUGAUUGGUGCCGUGCUGAUGGCCACCUUUAUGUAUGCCAACGCCGGUAUCAUGGCGGCACAUGGCGAGGUUGUCCCGGGAGGAAUUGAUCAUGUCCCCCAGCAGUCGAUGCGGCUGAGAGGCAGCGCGGCCAAGGGCUUGAUCGCUUGUACUUAUCUGUUUGUGGCCUCCUAUGCUCCAACGUGGGGACCGGCAAGUUGGAUAUACCCUCCGGAGCUUUUCCCUCUUCGUCUUCGUGGCAAAGGAGUGGCGUUGGCGACGUCCGGUAACUGGGCUUUCAACACAGCGCUAGGGUUGUUCACGCCCCCAGCCUUCGCCAAUAUCCACUGGAAGACGUACAUCAUUUUCGGGGUCUUCAACACCGCCAUGUUCAUCCACACCUUCUUCCUGUUUCCCGAGACGGCCGGCAAGACACUGGAAGAAACCGAGGCCAUGUUCGAGGACCCUAAUGGCAUCCAGUACAUAGGCACCACGCCAUGGAAGACGAAGAUCACGACCAAUCGGGUGCAGAGGCUGGAACAAGGCGAUAUGGAAGCAAAGGGAUCACCGACACAGCCACCAGCAACUACGGCAUCGGCCGACGGACCGGACGUUGGAGUUUCGACGGAAGUAAAGGCGGCGUAG
Molecule: messenger RNA, 1659 nt
Organism: Aspergillus tanneri
Lineage: Eukaryota; Fungi; Ascomycota; Eurotiomycetes; Eurotiales; Aspergillaceae
Product: sugar porter family MFS transporter
Exons: 4
Coding region: 1-1659 (552 amino acids)
Biological process (GO): carbohydrate transport; transmembrane transport
Cellular component (GO): membrane
Molecular function (GO): carbohydrate:proton symporter activity
Source: RefSeq, a predicted model, not a curated record